Arabidopsis arenosa is the source of this 868-nucleotide messenger RNA. NCBI's taxonomy places the organism in Eukaryota, Viridiplantae, Streptophyta, Magnoliopsida, Brassicales, Brassicaceae. The record is from the annotation of a GenBank genome assembly.
AGCGAAAGAAACUGCAAUUUCUCCAAAUCUUAAGAAAGUAUAAUCAGAAUCCAGUGUCUGAUCAUGCUCUUCUUAGGCUAUUCGAAGGCGGAAAAUGAUCCGAAAAUGCAAGGAAUAUACAAUUAUACUUGGAAGUCUAACUCUGGAAUGACCAAAUCAAACACUCUGAACCAAACCAUGGUUGCUUCAAGACCGAAGAAGCGUAAAAGUUCAAUUUUCUUACAAUCACCAUGGCACAAAGUAAAUCUACAAGGUUUAGAGUUAUGUCACAUCAUCAGAAUUGCUGAACAAGAAUGGGGCCUUGCGACAAAUACACUAAGUGAGAAGGUCGAUACAAAUGAGGCGAUAUCUCCAUCAAAGAGAAGGCUUGUUUUAUCCACACAUCUUAUGCAACAGCUUCUCCAACCAGCACCAGCGUUUGUUUUCUUGGGCGACAACGCAGCUCUCAACUACGAAAUCGUGCUUUACUUUGUGUCGAGAAUCACCCUCGCUGAUUCAUGUUCUCUCAAAUGCCACUCGAACUUGAAUAAGAGCAUAAAUCGUCAAACUUCGAAGACAGCUAGUGAUCAACAGUUUUCUUCACUCAUUAAUGCUUUCAUGGAGAAAAUACAUAAGCUUGAAAGUGACUUCAAGAGCUUGGAGAGGACUACAUCGAUAUUAGACAUCAUCUUCGAAAUCCAAGACCUCGAAAGGUUCUCUGUGAUAAAUCAUCUGGGCAAGUUUCAUAACCGCGCAAAGACCAUUACAAGACCUAUUCCGCAGAGGUACAUUGUGGGAAUACAAAUGCCAAUGAACCUACCAGAGCCACUACAUUGUCUUCCUCUGUGAUCAUAUCAGAUUUUUUGGGGAAGAAAGAUAGUUUUGAUGU